CAAACUCCGCAGACCCGGGCCGGCCGUUUUCUUCUUCUCUAUUACCAUGGCCACUCCUGCCGGAUUCCAGGCGCUACCUCUUCCUCUCAUCCAGCUCUCGCUUGCUGCCGUUCUCAAAUGCGGGCAGUCAUUUAGGUGGUCUAUACUACCCCUUCCGACGCCUAGCGAUCCUGCCAUAACCGCGCAAGAAUACCGGUUGUGUCUUCGAGACCGCGUCGUUUGCCUACGACAAUCACAAAACGCGUUAUUUUACCGUUCAGCGUUCCCCGACCCUCAGCCAUCACCAACUCAGCUACAGCUUAGAGAAGCAGAAACACUUUUGUGGAUCAACGACUAUUUCCAGCUAGACGUUGACCUCUCAAAGCUGUACGAUGAAUGGGCUGCUCGCGACAGCGUGUUUUCUGGCGUGAAAGAACGGUUUGGUGGAAUUCGCAUGCUGCGACAGGAUCCUUGGGAGAAUCUUAUCUCCUUCAUAUGUUCAUCUAAUAACAAUAUUUCUCGUAUAACCAAAAUGGUACAGUCGCUCUGCAAGCAAUACUCCCCAGAGCUGCUCUCUCUUCACGAUCCAUCCGGACGUGAGACUCACUCUUACCACCCAUUCCCUCCUCCUUCUGUCCUUGCCGCGCCGUCUGUAACCGCGACUUUACGUGCUUUGGGAUUCGGAUAUCGCGCAGGGUACAUCCAGAAAACUGCACAGAUGCUUGUGGAUGCUCAUGGCACUAUUGAGGAAGGUCGCGAGCCUGCAGAAUUUUGGCUUGAGAGCCUACGCGGGUUAACCACUGCUGACGCGCGUGCAGAACUUUUGAAACUCAUGGGAGUUGGCAGAAAAGUCGCCGAUUGCAUUCUCUUGAUGAGCCUCGACAAGAAAGAAGUCCUCCCCGUCGACACCCAUGUGCAUCAAAUUGCCAUCAAACACUAUGGUUUCAAGGGUUCAUUGAAGGGCAAAACUCCUAUGACUCCCAAGCUCUAUGAAGAAGUCAACAACAAAUUGGUAAAGGUCUGGGGUGAUUAUGCUGGCUGGGCCCAUUCGGUUUUAUUUACGUCGGACCUCAAAUCCUUUGCGUCGUACGGCGUCCGAGAUCCUACCCCGUCAUCGCCUGUGAAAGGUAGCAGACGAUCGAAUGUAGAAUCACUUCUACCAACACCCCCAACAACCCCGUCGCCGUCGCCGUUGAAGAGAAAAGCGUCUUCGAUUCCGCUCGAGUCUUCGAAUGAAUCAGGCACUUUGGCCGAGAGGGUGAAGAGGAUGAGACGUAAAUGAUAGGUGCUAACUACGGUUCGUCACUUUUCCGAGGAAUUACACCUUCCUGUAAGGGGGGUCCAUGGCUUGCGUUGUCUGGACUCGACUCUCUAGAUCUGCUUCAGUAGAACAGGGCGUUGCUUUUCGAUAAUUAAUACCUAUUUUUGGCUAAAUAGACGGCAACGAUGAUUGGCAGGGUCAAGGAGCUUCUGACGUCGUCACGAUAUUAUGCAAGUGUCGAGCUGCGGUUUGUAGUCACAGUAAGAUGUAGGUGGGAAACCC
Messenger RNA from Desarmillaria tabescens, 1522 nucleotides. RefSeq names its product DNA glycosylase. Gene Ontology annotation, biological process: nucleotide-excision repair; base-excision repair; base-excision repair, AP site formation. Gene Ontology annotation, cellular component: nucleus. The record is from RefSeq and is a predicted model, not a curated record. Lineage: Eukaryota; Fungi; Basidiomycota; Agaricomycetes; Agaricales; Physalacriaceae. Gene Ontology annotation, molecular function: 8-oxo-7,8-dihydroguanine DNA N-glycosylase activity; damaged DNA binding. Bases 47 to 1261 code for a protein of 404 amino acids. The transcript has 4 exons.